This is a messenger RNA of Sebastes umbrosus (honeycomb rockfish), 674 nucleotides long. RefSeq names its product testis-expressed protein 49-like. The record is from RefSeq and is a predicted model, not a curated record. The transcript has 4 exons. The coding region runs from base 132 to 575 and encodes 147 amino acids. NCBI's taxonomy places the organism in Eukaryota, Metazoa, Chordata, Actinopteri, Perciformes, Sebastidae.
UGCCAUGGUUACACCAAAACCCAAAGUUGUGAUUUAUUUACAGGCUGCCUCUUUCUCAGUUUCUCUCUCUCUGUUUCUCUGUGUCUCGGUUUCAAGGUGGUUUCUCGGGUCGGGGCUAACUUUGCCGCAUUAUGGCCUUCUUCGGAGUGACAAACCUAGGUUAUCAAAACCCCAUAGGUGAUAAGAUGAUAGUGAAUCCCAGAGGAGCGUCUCAUCCUCGAGAUGGUGGGAUAAACAGCAAAGCAGGACCGCCUCCAUCUCAUCAAGAACAACAGCGACCCCUCAGAUGCACAGACAUAUGCAGCGUGCAGCACCACCGGCCUCCUCCCCAUAGCACAGACAUACACCAUGGGAGCUAUGAGCAAUACAAAGAGAUGGUCAAACGGAUUCAAACACCCAGAUCCCCUAACCAGCUGUACAUAAUGCCUCUAACGGACAACCAGCAGUAUGGAUGGAUGAUGUCCAGGAGUCCUGAACCAUGGACCCAGGUCAAACGGUUUCCCAAAAAGAACAGCGAGAUGACAAAGUUUGUUAAAGAAAUGUCAACGACAAACCCGGAGUUCAGCCUGUUCUGAGACAACUUUUCUUCUUCAGUUAUUAUUAUUUAACACAACAGAAGCAGCAUCAGUUUUGAUGUGAAUUUGUGAGAUUAAACUGAUAACAGAUACACUUUU